AGGAUCAAUGGUAUUUGCGACCUUGUUCAGGCAAAAUUUUGGCACUUUCUUCAUCCAGAGAUACUUAGGAUCCUGCAGCUGAGCUUAAUGGAAUUCCCUCUCACAGUUAAAAAUUAAAAAAAAAAACAACCAAAACCUGAAUAUGAAUGCAGAAGAAAGGCAAUUUGAUGUUUGUAAUUAUCAAGGUAAACUCCACCACCUGCUGAAUAUAUGCAAAAUGGACCCUGGAUGGUGUAUAUAAAAGUGGCAUGUGCAGAGAACAGGAGCAAGAAUUGAGAAUUCUUUCUGAUAGAGAAAGUCAUCACACAGGAUGACUACCAUGAGCAACAGGGGAGCUUCACUGAAAGGUUUGUUGCUGGUGGUCCUUUUGGUGUCCAACUUGCUUCUGACAAAGGAAGGAGUGACAUCCUUGCCAAUCUGCCCCAAUGAAUCUGGCACUUGCCAAGUUCCCCUUGGGGAACUUUUUGAACGAGCAGUUAGACUUUCACACUACAUCCACUUCCUCUCUUCAGAAAUGUUCAAUGAAUUUGAUGAACGCUAUAGUCAGGGCCGGGAUUUUAUUACAAAAGCUGUUAAUGGCUGCCACACUUCCUCCUUAACCACCCCUGAAGAUAAGGAGCAAACUCAGCAGAUUCAUCAUGGAGACCUACUGAAUUUAAUAGUGGGAGUGCUGCGCUCCUGGAAUGAUCCUCUGAUCCAUCUGGCCUCUGAAGUACAAAGAAUCAAAGAAGCUCCUGCAACCAUCCUCUGGAAGGCUACAGAGAUUGAAGAACAAAACAAGCGGCUUCUAGAGGGAAUGGAGAAAAUAAUUGGGCGGAUUCAUUCUGGUGAGACUGGAAAUGAAGUUUACUCUCAGUGGGAAGACCUUCCAUCCCUGCAGCUCGAUGAUGAGGACUCCAGACUCUUUGCCUUCUACAAGCUGCUGCAUUGCCUCCGCCGAGAUUCCCACAAAAUUGACAACUAUCUCAAGGUUCUGAGGUGCCGCCUAAUCCAUGAUAGUAAUUGUUAGCUACUCGUGGGCCUGAUCACUUACUGAAAUCAUUCAUCAUGGUCUGCUUGUUGCUUUGCUGCUUUCCAUUGCAAACUUUAUGAAAAGUCAGACUGUACAGGAUAAGGAUCAUCAGUAACUUUCAGGCAUGUAUGUAUGAAUUCUGGCUGCAACUAUUAGCACCAUUUGUCUUGAUGUUACAAAAUGUUAUAAAUUACUUGUGUAACAAGAAUACACUUUUCUGUCUAAUCCUCUCACCUAUUAGCAUUUAAGUGAUAACCAGAUCAUGCAGACACAAAGCAAAAUGUUAUUAAAUCCAAAA
Messenger RNA from Calypte anna (Anna's hummingbird), 1310 nucleotides. It is a transcript of the gene PRL, whose product is annotated as prolactin. Gene Ontology annotation, molecular function: hormone activity. Lineage: Eukaryota; Metazoa; Chordata; Aves; Apodiformes; Trochilidae. Gene Ontology annotation, biological process: response to nutrient levels; positive regulation of cell population proliferation; positive regulation of receptor signaling pathway via JAK-STAT. The transcript is spliced from 5 exons. The record is from RefSeq and is a predicted model, not a curated record. Gene Ontology annotation, cellular component: extracellular region. Bases 311 to 1009 code for a protein of 232 amino acids.